This is a messenger RNA of Aphanomyces invadans, 1508 nucleotides long. RefSeq lists its product as hypothetical. The transcript is spliced from 5 exons. Bases 6 to 1436 code for a protein of 476 amino acids. Lineage: Eukaryota; Oomycota; Saprolegniomycetes; Saprolegniales; Verrucalvaceae. The record is from RefSeq and is a predicted model, not a curated record. Gene Ontology annotation, molecular function: metal ion binding.
CCGCUAUGGUGUCAACUCCGCGCGGCGACAUGUUCCACUGCCCACCGCUGCAUGCUUGGCAAAGAGACGACCUUAUCGUAAAGGGCAAGGAAGCAUGCAAGAUGCUCGUGGUGAAUGCGACAAAGUCUGACUUCAAUCCCGUCGAGUCCGUUGUUCAAAACGCUCGAACAGGUUUCCACGCAACGAUUCGCCGAUCAAACGAUAUGAAGGAUCCCCAAUACAAAGGGUUUUCGGCGCAUACAAAAGUCCGCGCGUCGAUCGACGAAGUCGCGGGGUUUUUUGAGUUGGACACGCCUCACAAAGUUCAAGCGUAUGCCCGCGUCAUGGGUGAAGUCGUGCUGGACAAGCGAACGUUGUAUACAUUAGUCGAGCGGCCAAUUGCUGAUGAUGCUUCCCAACCGCUGCACUAUGUCUCUGUGGAGUGGCUCAUGGUGAAGAUGCCAUUCGGGUUCAACACCCGCGACAUGUGCUAUUUGGAGUGUCACGACGAAUUUUCCUUUCAUGACCAAACCACGGGCGAGCUGCGGCGGGGCUGGGCGCGGUGCACACACUCGAUCAACUUGGUAUGUUGCCCAAACCUGGAACGGACGCACAACGUCGUUCGAAUGGACAUCAUUCGCUCGGGCCACGUCUUUCUCGAGUCUUGCGAACGAGGGGUCCUCGACUACUUUCGUGUGGCAGUUGGGAGUGCGAAUGGAACGAUGGCCAAGCACGUAUCCAAGGCUCUGGCCGACCGGCGCUUGAAGCACAUGAUGUCCAUGGCGCUGAAUUUGGAGGAGUACUUUAUCUCGCAGCGCGUUCGACCGAUGCUGGACGUGCCCGUGGGCCACUUUCAGUCAAAGAACGCCGUCCAGUACUGCAUGCACUGCUACCACCGAUUUGCAUGGCAUGCGACGAAACGCCAGUGCCGAGGGUGCGGUGACGUCACGUGUACCAACUGCAGCUGCGUGUGGAACCUCCCGCUAGCCCGCAGAAACUCGAUCAAAGUGCAGCUAUGUCACGAAUGUAUCACAGACCACACGAACAACACGAAGCGAUAUCGUCGGCGCACAGACACCGCGUCGCCUCGCCGAUCGAUGUACUCAACAUGCGACGACGACGACGAACGAACGACGUAUUCCCACUCGAGCAGCCACCCGAGCAUGUCGCUGCAUCCGUCGAUAACUGUAUCGACCGUGCUUCCCCCCACGCAUAAGCUACCGUCCCGACCUGAAUCCUGUUGGACGGCAUCUGAUGCUUCCUCCGCCUGCAGCUCGCAGUCAUCGACAACUUCGUUUAGCAUGGACACAGCGGCGGAGCGCAUGCAUGUGCUCAGUCCAAGCCAGUGGCGCGUUUCCGAAGAAGUAAAUACCUCCAUUCGAGGCGGCAUGCUCACGUUUCACUCCGAUUCCACUGCAGUGUACCUGCAUCAGGAGCGGACGAGUCGAUCUGCUUGACGACAUGCCCAUGCAUGGAAAGCGAUUGCAAAGUUGAACUAAUUUAUUGAAUCGGCCGAAACAAUUUUGAUU